Molecule: messenger RNA, 3048 nt
Organism: Exophiala aquamarina CBS 119918
Lineage: Eukaryota; Fungi; Ascomycota; Eurotiomycetes; Chaetothyriales; Herpotrichiellaceae
Exons: 4
Coding region: 1-3048 (1015 amino acids)
Source: RefSeq, a predicted model, not a curated record
AUGGCUGGCAUGCUCGACUCCGACCGCGCUCGUUCACGCCGAGAUAGGACCUUUGUUGGCGGCGAGUGCGCCGCAUGUGAAGAGCUCCUGGAGCAUACCUUGAGAGGCGAAAGAGUCCUCCAGUUUUCUUGCGGUCAUGUCGCUCACGAAGCAUGCUUUUACGAAUAUAUCCGUGACUCGGAUUCUCAAUACUGCCCGACCUGCGAUGCCCCCCUCAGCUUGGAUUCUUUCCGUGGAGGAAGCAUUUUGGACCUCAGUAAAUUGAGUAACAUGGUGAGGGCUGUUGCACAGAAAGAUGUCAAUUCCCCGAGGAGCUCAGCAAACACCCCCAUGCCAUGGGAUCGACAAACUAUGCAGGACGAUGCUGGCAGUGCUCGUGGGGAGAUGGUCAACCGACAUAGCCGUGAAAACUCCAACCGAGAUAGUCGAGACAGCCAACGAAUGAGGAUAGAGCGCCUCGGAAUCGCCUCUCAACAGGGUUCUAUUCAUGGUCCACAGCACUCCCAUGCUCGUACAGACAGUGGGGGCAAUGCUUCGAGUGAAUUCGCCAACGAUCAUACCCAGUCCCGGAAACAUGACUAUGAUCUCCAUGCAAUGGAGACAAGUGUUCGUGGAGCGCCUAUCAAAGACAACAAACAAUCCAUCCCCUCUCCUAUUGUCACUGUGCGGAGCGAGUAUCCAACAUUGACGAGAUCUCGACAACAACAAACUCUUACGUGUCUGGUAACAAUUGAAGUUCCUGAAGGCAAAUGGCAAGCACAGUUUGAUGACGCCCAGAGCACACCCCCGGUCCCUGCGCUUCCGGAUUCAGCCAUCAGCAUGCCGACCAAAUCGACCCGAUCCGAACAACCACCGUUCACGCCUUAUGAAUCACCCGAAGUUCUGGAGGAAAUUACCGAAGAGCUACGCAUCCGUGUGGACAAUUGGCAUGGACUGGAGUUCCAGAGAUUUGGGAACCUUCGAUUACACGGUACUAUCAGAGUGGGCAAGGAUCGGCACUCAUGGCAGGAGCUUGAAUGUUAUCUGUUUGGGGAGAUGCUGAUCUGUGUGAAGGAGAAGAAGAAUGCACAACCACCCUUGAUCAGCCACUCAGGCCGUAAGCUAACUCGGUGUACCUUGAAGGGUUCCAUCCUCAUCAAGAAACAUCUCAAACAAGUUCACGCGUCACCUGAUGAGUCAAUUUUGACAUUGAACCUUUCGGUGGCCGAAUUACCAACCUUCCACCUCUUGUUUGCAGAGAGGACUCACCUCGAACGGUGGCAAAGAUCGCUGCGAGACUUGCAUUCCGUCGAUGAUUCCCCUCGCUACAACAUGGACUAUGAGCAAGACACCUCUGGCACCGAUGAAGAAGAAUAUGGUCGACAAAAUCGUGUUGUUCGAAGGGUCCCCUCUGUUGCUUCUUCGUAUGGUGGACCAAAGUCUGCCACUACUGCCGCAACUGAGUAUUCGACGCACAAGCUGGCCAAUGAUCGAAGGAUUCCCCCCUCGUUGCACGUCCCAGUUGACGUUGUUAUUGUUAUACCCGUGUCUUCCUCUAUGCAAGGCCUCAAAAUCACCUUGUUAAAAGAUACAUUACGCUUCCUAGUCAACAACUUGGGAGAUCGUGACAGGAUGGGACUCGUCACAUUUGGCUCAAGUGGAGGCGGUGUACCUGUCGUCGGAAUGACCACAAAGACCUGGCCCGGCUGGAACAAGGUGCUCAACUCCAUCCGACCUGUUGGACAAAAAAGCCUUAGAGCAGACGUCGUCGAUGGGGCGAACAUGGCGAUGGAUCUUUUGAUGCAGCGAAAGGCUGAAAACCCAAUCUCCACGAUUCUCCUGAUUAGCGACUCUUCAACUUCUGAAAGCGAUAGCGUGGACUUUGUGGUUCAAAGAGCUGAAGCUGCCAAAGUUGGCAUCUAUUCAUUUGGCCUCGGCCUCACGCACAAGCCUGACAGUAUGAUUGAAUUAUCCAGCCGCACCAAGGCCUCCUAUCUCUACGUCAAGGACUGGAUGAUGCUCCGCGAGUGUGCCGCCGGUGUAUUGGGAGCUCUUCAGACAAUAUCACACCAAAAUGUGAAGCUUAAAUUGAAGCUCCCUGAAGGCUCCCCUGCCAAAUUCGUCAAGAUAAAUGGUGCUCUGCAAACUACCAAGAGGGCCACAGGAAGAGAUGCUGAAGCCACCUUGGGAGAUUUGCAUUUUGGCGACAAACGAGAUAUCCUCGUGCAGCUUGUGAUCGACCCAGACACCGGAACCCAGGAACCAGCUCCGCAAGACCCCUGGGAGUCGAUCGUAUCAGGGCUUGAGGCGCUUGGAGGUUCGCUGGACAAUGAGGACCAGCGUGUGCAGAGUGUAGAGGAAUUACCUCUCCUUCAGGCCGACUUAGCUUUUGGGGAUCUUCUCCGUGACGGCUCCAUCAUGCAGCUCCCGCGUCCUUCCUUGCUUGCCAUCACAAUGCUCCCCGCGAAUCCUCGUUCCCGGCAGAACGGACGGCCUCCAACGCCACCCAUUCCUCCGCAUCCACAUAUUGUCCAACGACGGAUGGAACUAUUAACUUCGGAUAUGUUGAGCAGAGCAUUGACCUUGGUUGCACGAGGCCAACAUGAACGUGCACAUCAUCUGCUGAAUGAGACGAGGACAAUCCUUAAAGGCUUGGGGAAGGGGGGACUUCCUCCUCUCCCUGCCGGUGCCACCAGCAAGAGGCACACCCCCCCAGCUAAGUCCACAAGCCCAAGAGCUGAGACACCAGACCAUGCACGUGACCAAAGCCCUCAUUCAGAUGCGAGCACCCCAAUUCCACGAACAACCGGAGUCGACCAUAAUACGAUGCACGCCCUCGAUGCCGAUAUCGAGUCGAGUCUGGAAUGGAUUAAUCAUCCAGCGGUCUUCUCCCGCGACUCUCGCAAAGCCGUUCUACAGGCAAUCGGCGUCAUAUCAUCUCAGCGAGCCUACACUUUCCGAUCGGCCUCCGAGUCCAUCUGGGCAGAGCGUGUUGCCGGUAUAAAGCGACUUACGGAGCACUCCAGGGAAUGGAGAGAAGUUGGCGAUGACUCUCUGACUGAAGAGUAA